AAAAAGGAGGAAAAGAUCCAAGAAAAAAAAGCACCCCCCAACCACACCAGCGGCUGCAGGACUGGGCACAACAUGAGAUCCAAAGGCAGGGCAAGGAAACUGGCCACAAGUAAUGAAUGUUUAUAUGACACCUACCCUGAAAUUCCUCUAGAAGAAAUUCCUGAAGUAGAUGGAGAGGUGGGCACCCUUUCUCUCAGCAUCCAAGAACCAGCUUCUCCUGCAACAUCCUGUGAAGAAUUCACUCCGAAGGAGGGCUCCCCUUACAAAGCUCCCAUUUACAUUCCUGAUGACAUCCCCAUUCCUCCUGAGUUUGAACUUCGAGAGUCAAAUGUGCCCGGAGCAGGACUAGGAAUAUGGACCAAAAGGAAGAUUGAAGUUGGAGAAAAAUUUGGGCCAUACAUUGGAGAACAGUGCUCAGACCUUAAAGAUCCCAGUUAUGGGUGGGAGAUAUUAGAUGAGUUUUGCAAUGUGAAAUACUACAUAGAUGCCAGUCAACCAGAUGUCGGGAGCUGGCUCAAGUAUGUCAAGUUUGCUGGAUGCUAUGAAGAGCACAACCUCGUUGCAUGCCAGAUAAAUGAUCAGAUAUUUUAUAGGGUAGUCACAGACAUUGAACCUGGAGAGGAGCUCUUACUGUACAUGAAGAGUGAAGAGUACGCCCAUGAAACGAUGGCGCCUGAUAUUCAUGAAGAGCGUCAGUAUCGCUGCGAGGACUGUGACCAGCUCUUUGAGUCCAAAACCGAACUAGUGGACCACCAGAAAUUCCCCUGCAGCACCCCUCACUCAGCGUUCUCCAUGGUGGAGGAAGACUUUCAGCCAAAGCUGGACAGUGAGAGUGACCUCCGGGAAAUGCAGGAAAUCCAAGAAUGUAAAGAGUGUGACCAAGUCUUCCCAGAUUUGCAAAGCCUGGAGAAACACAUGUUGUCACAUACGGAAGAGAGAGAAUACAAGUGUGAUCAGUGUCCCAAGGCAUUUAACUGGAAGUCCAACUUAAUUCGCCACCAGAUGUCACAUGAUAGUGGAAAGCACUACGAAUGCGAGAAUUGUGCCAAGCAGGUUUUCACGGACCCUAGCAACCUCCAGAGGCACAUUCGCUCCCAGCAUGUCGGAGCCCGGGCCCAUGCAUGCCCGGAGUGUGGCAAAACAUUUGCCACAUCGUCAGGCCUCAAACAGCACAAGCACAUCCACAGCAGUGUGAAGCCCUUCAUCUGUGAGGUCUGCCAUAAAUCCUAUACCCAGUUUUCCAAUCUUUGUCGUCAUAAGCGCAUGCAUGCCGAUUGCAGAACCCAAAUCAAGUGCAAAGACUGUGGACAAAUGUUCAGCACUACGUCUUCCUUAAAUAAGCACAGGAGGUUUUGUGAGGGCAAGAACCAUUUUGCGGCAGGUGGAUUUUUUGGCCAAGGCAUUUCACUUCCUGGGACCCCAGCUAUGGAUAAAACGUCCAUGGUUAAUAUGAACCAUGGCAAUCCGGGCCUUGCUGACUAUUUUGGUGCCAAUAGGCAUUCUGCUGGUCUUACCUUUCCAACAGCUCCGGGAUUUUCUUUUAGCUUCCCCGGUUUGUUUCCUUCUGGCUUAUACCACAGGCCACCCUUGAUACCUGCUAGCUCUCCUGUUAAAGGACUACCAAGUACUGAACGAAACAAAAGUCAAAGCCCCCUCAUGCCACAUCCUCAGAUACUGCCAGCUACCCAGGAUAUUUUGAAGGCACUAAAUAAACACCCCCCUGUAGGGGAAAAUAAACCAGUGGAACUCCAGCCUGAGGGGUCCUCUGAAGAGAGGCCCCUUGAGAAAAUCAGUGACCAGUCAGAGAGUAGUGACCUUGAUGAUGUCAGUACCCCAAGUGGCAGUGACCUGGAAACCACCUCUGGCUCUGAUCUCGAAAGUGACCUUGAAAGUGAUAAAGAGAAAUUUAAAGAAAAUGGUAAAAUGUUCAAAGACAAAGUAAGCCCUCUGCAGAAUUUGGCUGCAAUAAAUAAUAAGAAAGAAUACAGCAAUCAUUCCAUUUUCUCACCAUCUUUAGAGGAGCAAACCGCGGUGUCGGGAGCGGUGAAUGAUUCUAUAAAAGCUAUUGCGUCUAUUGCUGAAAAAUACUUUGGUUCCACAGGACUGGUGGGGCUGCAAGACAAAAAAGUUGGCGCUUUACCUUACCCUUCCAUGUUUCCCCUCCCAUUUUUUCCAGCAUUCUCUCAGUCAAUGUACCCAUUUCCUGAUAGAGACUUGAGACCGUUACCUUUGAAAAUGGAGCCCCAAUCACCAAGCGAUGGGAAGAAAGCCCAGAAGGGGAGCCCCGAAUCUCCCUUUGACCUCACCACUAAAAGGAAGGAGGAGAAAUCUGUUACUCCAGCCACCUCCAAACCAGCAGCAACGCCUCUCACAAGCCAAGAUCAGCCCCUGGACCUGAGCAUGGGUAGCCGGAGUCGAGCCAGUGGAACAAAGUCAACUGAGCCUCGGAAGAACCACGUUUUUGGUGAAAAGAAAGGAGGUAGCAUUGACCAAAGGAAGGCUUCGGAUGCCUCUUUGCAGCAUGCCAGACCAACCCCUUUCUUUAUGGACCCCAUUUACAGGGUAGAGAAAAGAAAGCUCACUGACCCACUUGAAGCUUUAAAAGAGAAAUACUUGAGACCUUCUCCAGGAUUCUUAUUUCACCCACAAUUCCAACUGCCUGAUCAGAGAACUUGGAUGUCUGCCAUUGAAAACAUGGCUGAAAAAUUAGAAAGCUUCAGUGCCCUGAAACCAGAAGGCAAUGAACUCAUCCAGUCUGUUCCCUCGAUGUUCAACUUCAGAGCCCCUCCAAACACCCUGCCGGAGAACCUGCUUCGGAAGGGCAAGGAACGGUAUACGUGCAGAUAUUGUGGCAAGAUUUUCCCGAGAUCAGCAAACCUAACCCGUCACUUAAGGACACAUACUGGAGAGCAACCAUACAGAUGCAAAUACUGUGAUCGAUCAUUCAGCAUAUCCUCCAACUUACAGCGACAUGUGCGAAACAUCCACAAUAAGGAGAAGCCAUUCAAGUGUCACUUGUGUGACCGGUGUUUUGGCCAACAGACCAACCUAGACAGACACCUAAAGAAACAUGAGAACGGGAACAUGUCUGGUACUGCGACAUCAUCACCUCAUUCUGAACUGGAAAGCACAGGUGCCAUCUUGGAUGACAAAGAGGAUUCUUACUUUACAGAAAUUCGAAAUUUCAUUGGAAACAGCAACCAUAGUCACCAGUCACCAAGGAAUGCAGAGGAGAGAAUGAAUGGGAGCCACUUUCAGGAUGAUAAGAUGCUGGUGGCUGGACAAAACUCAGACUUGCUGGAUGAUGAAGAAGCAGAUGACGAAGUGUUGCUGGAUGAAGAAGAUGAAGAAAGUGACAUGACAGGGAAACCGGGAAAGGAACCAGUUUCAAGUAAUUUACAUGAAGGAAACCCUGAGGAUGACUAUGAAGAAACCAGUGCUCUGGACAUGAAUUGUAAGACGUCCCCAAGCAGGUAUAAAGAGGAGGAGUAUAAAAGUGGACUUUCUGCUUUAGAUCAUAUAAGAUACUUCACAGAUAGCCUCAAAAUGAGGAAAAUGGACGAGACUCAAUAUAAUGAAGCUGAGCUGUCUUGUAGUGCUUCCCACCUGCCAGAGGACCUUAAACAGCCGCUAUACAGAAAGUCCAAGUCACAGGCCUAUGCUAUGAUGUUAUCGCUGUCUGACAAGGACUCCCUCCAUUCUCCAUCUCAUGGUUCUCCCAACAUGUGGCACAGUAUGGCGAGGGCCGCUGCGGAAUCCAGUGCCAUCCAAUCUCUCAGCCACGUAUGACCUUGUGAUGUCUGACCAGAAUUGGGACCAAGUCCAAGUAGCAUGGCUCUUCCAUAGAGGACUAUUGAAAAGACUGCUGAGCAGAAUGCCUUAUAAAUCUGCUGGGUCACCCAUUUAAAGUCUGGUGACCUUAAACUGAGUAAUUUUAAAAAAAAAAGAAAGAAAACGAAAAAAAGAAACUAUUUAUUCUCAAUAUUUUGUUUUGCACAGCAAAGGCAGCUGCUGACUUCUGGAGAAUCAAUGCGACUCAAAGAAUGCAAACCUUGGUGGGCCAGAGGCAUCUUCCUGUUCACCCUGCUC
Messenger RNA from Dromiciops gliroides (monito del monte), 4089 nucleotides. It is a transcript of the gene MECOM, whose product is annotated as MDS1 and EVI1 complex locus. Lineage: Eukaryota; Metazoa; Chordata; Mammalia; Microbiotheria; Microbiotheriidae. The record is from RefSeq and is a predicted model, not a curated record. Gene Ontology annotation, molecular function: DNA-binding transcription factor activity; protein binding; RNA polymerase II transcription regulatory region sequence-specific DNA binding. The transcript has 17 exons. Gene Ontology annotation, cellular component: nucleus. The coding region runs from base 73 to 3789 and encodes 1238 amino acids. Gene Ontology annotation, biological process: negative regulation of DNA-templated transcription.